Aspergillus versicolor CBS 583.65 is the source of this 612-nucleotide messenger RNA. RefSeq names its product pyrroline-5-carboxylate reductase. The transcript has a single exon. The record is from RefSeq and is a predicted model, not a curated record. Gene Ontology annotation, biological process: L-proline biosynthetic process. The coding region runs from base 1 to 612 and encodes 203 amino acids. Gene Ontology annotation, molecular function: pyrroline-5-carboxylate reductase activity. Lineage: Eukaryota; Fungi; Ascomycota; Eurotiomycetes; Eurotiales; Aspergillaceae.
AUGAACAGCAUUCUGCAAACCUCGCGCUCUGACAAUGACGACAAAUGCGUGUAUAACGCUAUAGAGAAUAGGGUCGUGAUUAGCAUGUUGCCGAAGAGAUCCGCUGGGGAGAUUCAAUGCAAUGACGUACCGGUGCAAAAGUAUAGGCGCGAUGACUACAAACCCGUAUGUUUUAUUCGUGCGGUGCCAAAUAGCGCGGUUAUGGUGUGCCAGUCUAUGACUGUUAUCGACACCGAAGCCGACACCGAGGGCAUUCCCACCCGCCAAUUCAGCUCCACCACCUGGUUGUGCGAGAAGGUCGGCAAGGUUAAGCUGGUGCCGCUUGAACAGUUCGAUGCCAGCGUUAUGUUGGCUGGUGGGUCUAUGACGAUGAUGGCAUUGCCUCUAAAGGGGGUGCUGGACGGAGCAGUGGCCCUGGGACUCACAAAGCGUGAUGUGCUUGCAUUCAGUGCACAGAUGCUGAAGGGGAUGGCUGAGCUAUUGGAAGAUGGCACUUCUCCUGCUGAAUUGAGUGAAAGUAUGUCUAACCAGUGGAACUAUAUGACCAGGAAGUUGUCGAACCUGGAGAAGAAGGGAAUCAGGGUGGCGUUUGCGGAGGCGAUGACGGAUUAG